AUGUCAUCAUCAAAGCCAUCUACACCACGAACAGACAGACGCCAAGUACAUGGUAACAGACGUCAUCUGCAUAGAUCUUCAGGAAUACAUUUACCUAGUUUAUCACCAAAAGUACAUCAUUAUCCAAUUGAUGCAGACAACCUACCGAUGGAUUCUACAGAAAUUGUUGAAAAAUUCAAUGAUAUAGCACAGUCGAUGGAAAUUUUGGACAAUAAUAUGAAUGAUUUGUGUCAUAUUCAUGAUAAUUUGUCGAAUCAAUUCAAUGAAUCAUUUGCUAGUUUUUUGUAUGGGUUAUCGAUGACUAUGUGGUGUGUUGAUUUCCCUGGAUGUCCAAAUAGAGUAGAAUGGGAAAAUCUAAUGGCUAAGAGAGAACAAAAAGAACGUAUAAAGAAUCUAAAGAAACGAGUGGAAGAUGCCAAGAUAUUGAAUAAUAGAUUGAAAGAGAGCCUAGCUGAAAAGACUAAACAGAAACCAACUCCUUCCGUGACAACAAUUAAUAAGCCACGACCAAUGAAUACUAGAGUAGUGAAACCAACAAGAACGGUUAACUUUAAACCAAGUCUGAAUGAAAGUACAAUAUCUAGUAUAACCAACGAUAGACGCCCUGUGGCUACCAGGAUACGACAAAGUCAACAAGCAUCCAGGAUACCUCAACCAGGUAGAAUAAACAGACAACAUCAAUAUCAGACAGCAGCUUCUGGAGUUGGCGGUCCAAAUCUUAAUCAACCUCCUAGGUAUAUGCGUGGUUUGUUUGAUGGGAGUAAUACAUCAAACACAUCGAAUUAUGGACGUGUAGUCAAACCAUCACUGCAGACAAAAAACAAAUCAACCAAUAGUUUAGCAAAUCGUCCACCAUUCAGAUAG
Candida tropicalis MYA-3404 is the source of this 864-nucleotide messenger RNA. It is a transcript of the gene DAM1, whose product is annotated as Dam1p. Gene Ontology annotation, biological process: mitotic sister chromatid biorientation. The transcript has a single exon. Bases 1 to 864 code for a protein of 287 amino acids. NCBI's taxonomy places the organism in Eukaryota, Fungi, Ascomycota, Pichiomycetes, Serinales, Debaryomycetaceae. Gene Ontology annotation, cellular component: mitotic spindle polar microtubule; mitotic spindle pole body; DASH complex. The record is from RefSeq and is a predicted model, not a curated record.